AUGCUUUGGAUUCUCGAGCAAACUCCCGGAUCAAUCAAAACCCAAGAUGUCACAUGGUUCCUCAAGAAAUACUCUUACUGGCCAUCUUACAAUGUGCCCUUCAUCAAGGACAUCAGCAUAGAAGCAGGAUUCAGCGAGAAGGCUAGAGAAUUUGAUUGGUACAAAUGGGGAUCAACUCCGCGGGCGAGAAUUUUCGAAAGAGAUCAUCAUAAAGUGCAGGAUAUGGACUCACUGACGAAGCUGAUGAGGUACAACGAUUAUACUCAUGAAGAGUUUGCUCGCUGCAAAUGCACACCUUUACCGUACACUGCAGAGGUGAGUCCUUGUUCGAAUAUGAAUAAGAAUGUCAGCGAUCAAAAUAUUAUCCAAGAGAGUUCUAUUCAGGGAGGAAUAUCUGCCCGCGGUGAUUUGAACACUCCAGGAGGGACGUACGAAGUUGAAAGCAUGGGAUUCCGCGAUCAUGCCGGUCUUGAUUACAAG
Messenger RNA from Ostertagia ostertagi, 480 nucleotides. The record is from the annotation of a GenBank genome assembly. Lineage: Eukaryota; Metazoa; Nematoda; Chromadorea; Rhabditida; Trichostrongylidae.